Haliotis rubra (blacklip abalone) is the source of this 1829-nucleotide messenger RNA. RefSeq lists its product as uncharacterized. Lineage: Eukaryota; Metazoa; Mollusca; Gastropoda; Lepetellida; Haliotidae. The transcript is spliced from 8 exons. Gene Ontology annotation, biological process: signal transduction. The coding region runs from base 135 to 1433 and encodes 432 amino acids. The record is from RefSeq and is a predicted model, not a curated record.
UCUAUCACUAAGAAAUGAGCCAAACAAUAGCACAGAAUCUCUGAUGCCGUUCAAUGGGAGUGAUAUGCUUGGCUUCUUUGAUUUUCCACGCCAUGUCGUAGGCCUGUGGAUAGAUCAAAUCGUGAUGACCUGUUAUGACUGAUAUAGUCGGAGUUCGCCGCUAUGUGGACACAGAUAGAGGAAGAGCCGCCACACAAGCACUAGGGAUGGAUGACGAUCAUCAGAUCCUGAUACCCCGGGAGACCCCGCAAGAGGAUACUAUUUACCUCACGGGUGAUUAUCAGUCAGAGAACGGAUACCAUUUGUACCGAGAAGAGGCAUCUCUUGCGGAGGAGUCGCUGGUGGACAGUUGUGUGGACUUCGAGGACGAUGACCAGUGCGCGGCCCCAUCCCUCAGUGACCUGUACCGCUACCACGUGUUCUUCUCACACUGCCCAGCGGACGUGGAAUGGGUGAAGGACACCGUACACAAACUCCAAACACCCCCCUAUACGUACAAGACGUACUAUCUGUGUGAGAAGUUCAACAGGCGGUUGAGCAUCAGUCAGAAUCUGUUGUGUGCUGUUAUGUUGAGUGAACGGGUUGUGCUGGUGCUGUCGAAAAAAUACGUGGAAGAAACAUGGCCGGAAUUUCAAGAAAUUCUGAAAAAUCUCACUGCUACCAGUUUGCACAAACAGCGUAUGUUGAUUGUUAAAUUAGAAGACUGUGAAAUUCCCGAAAUUUUGGAUGUGUGUGGUUCUCUUGAUGCAACGGAUCCUGGAUUUUUUCAGUUGUUUACAAGGCGGUUAAAAAGUGAAAUUGACUCACUUGUUAUCGUUUCAGAUAUUUUGUCUGUUCGCUUGACCGUGUUCGUCUUUCCUCUGAUUCUGAUAUCGGGUGUAUACAUUGUCCGGUGGAAAAGAAGAAAACAUAUCAAAUUGCUUUGCAAGCGGAUGUUGAGCCGGUGUCUACACAUCAACAGUUCGCUGUACACGGAUGAUCGUCCGGUCGUGGUGACCAUCACUCAAGAGAGGGGUGCAAGAUUUAAUGUGUAUUUCUAUUAUUUCAACAUGGCUGACUGUUUUGAUGAUGUGAACCUUUUAUUGUGUAGCUGUCUAGACGAGGACGUAGACAAACUGUCUAAACUCAUCAAGGUCUACACUAAGGACUGUGAUUACCUUAGUGAGAUGUCUCUAGCUGAGAGGCUGACGGUAAUGAUGGCGGCGCCCUACGCUCUCAAAUUAUCACGUAAUCUACUUCCGGUUCCGACCCAAGAGCGCCAUAUUGAUCAACAACUGUGUAUAUGUCAGUUCACGGAGGAGUGUAUGUCGUUAUAUAUCCAUUGCCUGUCAAAGGAGAAUACCGCUGGUCUUAUCAAACUGUUUUCUCAAUAUCUCCAUGCUCUGUGCACUGUCCGGGAGCUGAGGGAAAUACAGGAAAUGGCUCCCUCAUGACAAGCUGAGCAACUCAAACCGCUGGAUCUACAGCAUCUCAUCUUCAUCAGUGUCGAAGACUGCCAUAUUUAAGUCUCGUUACUCGAUAUUCAUUAGUCGCCUUGUUAUUUCAUCUACAGACGCUUCAUUCUUACUGGUACCUAGUUAGCGUCAGCGACGUAUUCUGAUAGUCCCCACUGAAAGAGAAGGCAUUGGUCUCUGAGUCGUCCAAGGCGUACAGAGUUGCCUCCCUUUCCUGUGAUCCCGUUUCAAAGUUAAGUAUUUACAUUACAAUGCUCAUGGCUUAAAACAGCAUAAACAUCUGAAUCACUUUGACGAUAUAUUAUAUCUCCACUCUCUUUUUCUUCUCUCUCUCUCUCUCUCUCUCUCUCUCUCUCUCUCUCUCUCUCUCUCUCU